AUGGCGACUGUCAUUCACAACCCCCUGAAAGCGCUCGGGGACCAGUUCUACAAGGAGGCCAUUGAGCACUGCCGGAGUUAUAACUCACGCCUUUGCGCAGAGCGCAGCGUGCGUCUCCCAUUCCUGGACUCGCAGACCGGGGUGGCCCAGAACAACUGCUACAUCUGGAUGGAGAAGAGGCACCGAGGCCCAGGCCUCGCCCCGGGCCAGCUAUACACGUACCCUGCCCGCUGCUGGCGUAAGAAGAGACGAUUGCACCCACCUGAGGAUCCGAAGCUGCGGCUGCUGGAAAUAAAACCUGAAGUGGAGCUGCCUCUGAAGAAAGAUGGGUUCACCUCAGAAAGCACCACCCUGGAAGCCUUGCUCCGUGGCGAGGGGAUCGAGAAGAAGGUGGACACCAGGGAGGAGGAAAACAUCCAGGAAAUACAGAGGGUUUUGGAAAAUGAUGAAAAUGUAGAAGAAGGAAAUGAAGAAGAGGAUUUAGAAGAAGAUAUUCCCAAGCGGAAGAAUCGGACCAGAGGACGGGCCCGCGGCUCUACAGGUGGCAGAAGGAGGCACGACGCCGCCUCUCAGGAAGACCACGACAAACCUUACGUCUGUGAUAUCUGCGGCAAACGCUAUAAAAACCGGCCGGGACUCAGCUACCACUACGCUCACACCCACCUGGCCAGCGAGGAGGGGGAUGAGGCCCAAGACCAGGAGACCCGGUCCCCACCCAACCACAGAAAUGAGAACCACAGACCCCAGAAAGGACCGGAUGGGACAGUCAUUCCCAAUAACUACUGUGACUUCUGCUUGGGGGGUUCUAACAUGAACAAGAAGAGUGGGAGGCCGGAAGAGCUGGUGUCCUGUGCAGACUGUGGACGCUCUGGUCACCCCACCUGCCUGCAGUUCACCCUGAACAUGACCGAGGCUGUCAAGACCUACAAGUGGCAGUGCAUAGAGUGCAAAUCCUGUAUCCUCUGUGGGACCUCGGAGAAUGAUGACCAGCUCCUCUUCUGUGAUGACUGUGACCGCGGCUACCACAUGUACUGUUUAAAUCCCCCAGUGGCUGAGCCCCCAGAAGGGAGCUGGAGCUGCCACUUAUGCUGGGAACUGCUCAAAGAAAAAGCCUCAGCCUUCGGCUGCCAGGCCUAGGGCCCCAGGUCAUAGAAUGGGGCUUGCCGCCGAGAGGCUGAAACAGAGCCCAGUUCAAAUCAGAUCGAGCCCCUGCUCAUGUAUUUCCAGACAGACCAACUGUAAGGAACAUCAGUAACCACAGAGGGCGUGGACACGUGGAACCGAGGGGGCGAGACAUCUGCUUAACUCCUACACACAGGUUUCCGUUCUUCAGCCAGCCCCUCCUGUUUCUGCCAGAAAGAUCGUAAACUUUUGAAGAAGGACCCCAGCCACAGCCCUGUGGACCCCCCUCACAUUUACCCUAGCACUGCGGCCCUCUCACUGGUUCCCAUUUAAGGAGCCACUGGUCCCAUUUUGUGACCACCCAUCAGUCACUCAUGCGUGGUUUGGUGUUUUCUAUCUAUUGUGUUCCAAGAAAUCUUCGCACAGCCUCCCUGCCCCCAGCUUAGCCUCUUCAUCCUGAACCCAGCAGAGGAGCAAAGAGCUGUGGAGAAGUUUUUAUUUAUUACAAGUCCCGCUGGAAACUUCUAGACUCGGAACCUAGAGGCUGUCUAGACGAUGGAGCCCUGAAAUCCCUCCUUGUUCCUUGGUCCCCGUGAAGAGGAAGAGCUGCUUCCCCAGCAGAUAUCCAGUGGCAUCCACAGCCAGGGCGAUCUCUUGAUGGGGCCGGGGAGGGGCGGGGGAGGCCCUGAGGGGUGGAUGGAAAUGUU
Messenger RNA from Lagenorhynchus albirostris (white-beaked dolphin), 1829 nucleotides. It is a transcript of the gene DPF3, whose product is annotated as double PHD fingers 3. Gene Ontology annotation, cellular component: nucleus. Lineage: Eukaryota; Metazoa; Chordata; Mammalia; Artiodactyla; Delphinidae. The transcript has 11 exons. The record is from RefSeq and is a predicted model, not a curated record. Bases 1 to 1137 code for a protein of 378 amino acids.